Drosophila serrata is the source of this 1958-nucleotide messenger RNA. It is a transcript of the gene wry, whose product is annotated as delta and Notch-like EGF repeat containing weary. Gene Ontology annotation, biological process: heterophilic cell-cell adhesion; establishment or maintenance of epithelial cell apical/basal polarity. Lineage: Eukaryota; Metazoa; Arthropoda; Insecta; Diptera; Drosophilidae. The record is from RefSeq and is a predicted model, not a curated record. Gene Ontology annotation, molecular function: calcium ion binding. Gene Ontology annotation, cellular component: plasma membrane; protein-containing complex.
AGUCGCCUGCAGGAGAAAAUCAAUUCGCUUGAAUGCGAGAUCCCCACGGUGCCGCAGGACUCGCAUCUGUGGCGCGGCAAUGAGACCCAUGAAUUGCUGCUGCCCAUUGUGACCACGGAGCACUGUAAGCCGAAUGAGAACUGCAUACCGAAUGUCCUCACCUGGCGAGGUGAGGCGGAGAUCCAGUCUGGCGAUAUCCUGAUUGUGGAAAUCAAUGAUGCCAUGCUUAAUCCAUCGCACGAGCCCAACAACACCAGCAGCGCUGUACAUGCCACACAGGUGUAUCAGGUAACUCGCUCCGGCCACGAGCAUUGCGAUGUUACCGAGGGCGUCCUGCUGGAUAUCACACCGUUGGUGGUCGAUGGCAGGAAACUGGUUACCCUGUACGACAAGGACCUCACCGAGGGAGUUAACUUGCUAAUUGUGGUGUCCGAGCUGUGGGGAGCGCAAUGUGUCCGCCUGAAGGUGACCACGAAAACCGACAACUGCGGCGAGAAUGCCGAUUGCUCCGGCAAGGGAGUCUGCUACUCGGACUCUGGGAUGGAGGAGUACGAGUGCCAAUGCUGCAGCGGAUUUGCUGGACCACACUGCGAGGAGAUAGAUGCGUGCAACCCGAGUCCUUGCACCAACAACGGCAUCUGCGUGGAUCUAUCGCAGGGCCACGAGGGCAACUCCUAUCAGUGCCUGUGUCCGUACGGAUAUGCGGGCAAGAACUGUCAAUACGAGUCGGAUCCCUGCAAUCCCGCCGAGUGCAUGAACGGUGGCAGCUGUGUGGGCAACUCAACGCACUUUCGCUGCGAUUGUACGCCCGGCUUCACAGGACCUUUAUGCCAGCACAGCCUGAAUGAAUGCGAGUCCUCGCCGUGUGUUCACGGCAUCUGUGUGGACCAGGAGGAUGGCUUCCGAUGCUUCUGCCAGCCAGGAUUCGCCGGCGAGCUGUGCAACUUCGAGUAUAAUGAAUGCGAAUCGAAUCCGUGUCAGAAUGGCGGCGAGUGCAUCGAUCACAUUGGCAGCUACGAGUGUCGCUGCACGAAGGGCUACAGCGGCAACCGUUGCCAAAUUAAGGUUGAUUUCUGCGCCAACAAGCCUUGCCCCGAAGGACACCGCUGUAUUGAUCAUGGAAAUGAUUUCAGCUGCGAAUGCCCCGGAGGUCGCAAUGGACCGGAUUGUAAUCAAAUGCCACGAACGUACUUUCAGCAAUGCAAUGUGAAUCCCUGCACCCAUGGCGGCACUUGUUGGUCCAGCGGCGAUAGCUUCUAUUGCGCCUGUCGUCCCGGUUACACCGGCACCAUGUGCGAAGAUGAGUUUGUGGUGGAGACUGUCGUUAGCUCCAGCGAAUUUAUUGUGGACGAUGCGAACGCUAGAAAUUUUAAUGACAAAACUUUCGGUUCAUCGGUUGUGCUUAAGAGUCCCAUUGAAUUGCAUAAUGCAUAUUUUGCGGCCGGAGUUCUGGCAGCCGCCAUUUUCAUCGUUGCCGUUGUGGUCACCAUUUGUCACUGCAAGGUCAAUCAGACGUAUCGGAAAUUCUCGACACGUUCCACCUCGUUUAUACCCAUCCUGGGAUUCAGUCGUCGCCCCAAAAUGCAGGGCAAACUCAAUAAGCAUUGGCUGAGUGGCAAGGGUGCCGCUUCCGCUUCCGCCGCAGCUGCUGCGAGUGGCACCUCGAAUGUGGCACCAACGGUUGGACCGAGGAGCAAUGGCGCUGCGCGGCAUUUGCCAGGACAACCGCAAACGCAGACCACGCUGGGUGGCCAGCUGCAGGAGCGACCUUUUCAGCGGCAUCUGGCCAUGAACCUGGAGAACGAUAUGUAUUACACGGUGGACUUUAGCGAGAAUUCACAGCACUCGCCAUUGAUACAGUGAGACUUGGACGGGAAUGGCGGAUGGCUAGUCAAAUUCACCCCAAACAGAGAGGAGUGAGGAGGGAUUGGAAUGGAAUGCGGGGCGGGGUCCUUGGU